AUGUCGGCCCAAUUUACAAGACUUGUUCGAUUCGAAGACAGCAGUGGGAAUGUCCACUAUGGAGAGGCUGGCUCGGACUGGAAGAAGAACCUUGUUGGCCAAAAAGUUCCCACAUACGAUAUCUCUGAUGUGUUUGGGGACGAGUUUCCAUUGACCGGAAGCACCGUCGAGAUUGCAAAAGUACUGUGCCCCGUGGUUUCGAUCCCGAUUAUGAUUGGCAUAGGGUUGAAUUACAAAGUUCAUGCUGAGGAAGCCAAUCUACCGAUACCUGAUUAUCCAGUUGUAUUCACAAAAUUUGCUGACACACUGGCUGGACCCUUUCAGGAUAUCCACGUCGAUGCCAUAGCCAAGGAGCUGGACUACGAAGGAGAGCUGACCGUAAUUAUCGGCAAAGACGUCAAGAACGUAGGCUCCAACGAAAACCCUCUUGACUACGUGCUCGGCUACACUGUCGGCAACGAUAUUUCUGCCCGUUACUGGCAAUGGCCCAAGAUGUCAGGCUCGCAACACGGCUACGCCAAGUCCUUUGAUAAUUUUGGCCCUAUCGGUCCUGUCAUCGCAUCGAACAAAGCCGUUCCCAACCCAGAAACCUUAAGUUUGAAGACCUGGGUGAAUGGCGAACUUAGACAAGACAGCAAGACCGAUGACCUAAUCUUUGGUAUCGCCAGCAUUAUACGACACUUGAGUCAAGGAAUGACCCUGAGGAAGGGAACGGUCAUCAUGACCGGCACUCCGAACGGUGUUGCCGCCUUCCUGCAACCACGAAACUGGCUGAAGAAUGAUGACGUUGUCAAAAUUGAGAUUGAAGGAAUUGGAACUAUUGAGAACAAGAUGUUAGUCAUAUCUGAGUGA
Exophiala aquamarina CBS 119918 is the source of this 852-nucleotide messenger RNA. RefSeq lists its product as uncharacterized. The record is from RefSeq and is a predicted model, not a curated record. Lineage: Eukaryota; Fungi; Ascomycota; Eurotiomycetes; Chaetothyriales; Herpotrichiellaceae. The transcript is spliced from 5 exons. The coding region runs from base 1 to 852 and encodes 283 amino acids. Gene Ontology annotation, molecular function: acetylpyruvate hydrolase activity.